Molecule: messenger RNA, 1998 nt
Organism: Erpetoichthys calabaricus (reedfish)
Lineage: Eukaryota; Metazoa; Chordata; Cladistia; Polypteriformes; Polypteridae
Exons: 8
Coding region: 330-1397 (355 amino acids)
Biological process (GO): protein linear deubiquitination
Cellular component (GO): cytoplasm
Molecular function (GO): cysteine-type deubiquitinase activity
Source: RefSeq, a predicted model, not a curated record
CCUUUGGAAGAAGAUGCUUUUUACUUUCACUUUCUUAAUGUCAUGGCUGACACCACAUGAAAACAGCUUGGAAUUAACAUACUAGUUCUUGCAGUCGGCCACAAGUUUGAGAAGGGUGGUCAUCAGAAAUAUAUUAUUUGUAAAAGGUUUUGAAUGUUUGGAAAUCACCGUGGGAACACGGCCGCAGCCUGCGAUGAAGGAAGAUCAACAAACGGCAGAGUCGAAGUGAGCAAUCGCGACUCGUAUGCUCUCGCGGCCGUAAACACAACUUGAGCGGUGGGCAGGCUUAAAGCAACGGACACAACUUUUACGAAGUUGCAAAUAAUAAAAUGGAAUAUGCUUCAGAUAUUUUUCAUCAAUUCUACACUGCUGGAUUCUUUAUUCUGGAUUUCAUUCAUACUGGCUUGAAUUUGUUUGCACUGGCAGCUGUCCUGACACUUCUCGGAAGAUAUUUUUGGGCACUCACAAUGAAAAAUAGUUCUACAGGUUCUCAUACAGUUUCAUUGACAGCUCAUCAGACUUCUAGGGAGCCAAGUGCCAACAUCACAGAAAUCAACAGCACUGAUUGGCUGACACCAAAGAAGGAACAAAAAUCAGUGCUCUUGGGUGAAACUCAAAACACUGUAUUUAGUGGUGAAGGAGAAGGCCUCCAUUUAAAGACUGUUAAACAUAUUCCUCAGAAAUCUGAUGUAAACAAUUGCACAGAAUCUGGCAAUGAUCAUCAAUUAAUGAACAGCACUGCUGAAGAGUUGUAUCAGGAUGUAGGAAUUAAGAAAGCUGAUGAUGGACAUCAAUCAGAGACAAAUUUUGAACAUGAUGAAUAUCUUUAUUUGGGAGAUGGAAGCCCAGAUUCAUGUGAAGCAGGUCUAGAGGGGUACACCUGCUUUGAAUUAAGAAAGAUUAUUUUAGAAAAUAUGGCCACAUGCAGGGAAUUUCCACUCUGGAUCAACGCAAAUGAAGCCUCACAGCUUCCAGAAAAACUAUUUAAUGAUGGAUAUCCUUGGAUUAAUCAAUGGAACUUUGACUACAGGUCUGGUGAAAAUUCCAUUAAGAAGCUACAGUCAAGUUUAGAUUCCUUUCAGAAAAUGUGGAUGUUAAUAUGCUGCCUUGAGUCUCAGAGUGAAAGACUGAAGGCCUGUGAAUGCUUUUUUAGUACUACAGCCAAUGAGGAAAAAAUAUCUGAGGCUGUCAAGUUUCUCAUGCUGUACAGAUCAAUUCAGCUUUAUAAUGAUAUGGAGAAUGGAAAAGACGUCCCUUUUUUUUGCAGACAGCUUUUUUCAAGAACUUCUUCUCAUUAUCCCUAUAAUUUCAUGAUAAACCAUCUGAAUCAAUUGACACUAGACAGUAAACUUACAAAGGUAGAAGAGGAAUUACUUCAGUAUACUUUGCUCAGAUGACCCUUAGUAAUGCUGAAAAUACAUUUUUGGACUGUAAUGAAGAGACUGUUUUUCUAAGGAAUGUCCAUCCCACUUCCUCACUUUAAUUAAUAAGCAAUGUUGAAAUUGCUAGAGGGGUAUUUUAAUAGUAUUAUUUCAGAAAAAGAUCAUAAAAGACUUGAGGUAGACUUGAAAAGAAGUUAAACAUCAGAAAAGAACAUUUUUAAUUUUCUGAAGUAGUAGGAUACAUUUUGAAUGUACUGUACUUUGACCUGCUAUAAGGAUAAAUAAACUAAGAAACAAUGUUGUGCUUUCAGCUUACUAGUCAGUGAACCUAAAGUGUAAGUAUAGAGUUGAUGUGCCCUCAUAAGGUCUGUGGAAAAAAGAAUACCUCAUAAUCAUGUCUCCCCUCUCUUUCCCCAGAGUAUUAAUUCUUGAUUCCCUUUUAGUAGCAGUAAUGGUAGUGGUAUUAAUAUUGUUAUGUACAGAGUGAAUUGAAACCCUUACUUGCAUCUUUUUCAUUGCAAAAUGUCACCAUUCUCCAGUGCUAUGAUAAACACAUUUAGAAAUGUUGCCCAUAUCAUCACUAGGUAUAUGCAUAACAAUAAAAUACAAGCAAAAA